Messenger RNA from Seriola aureovittata, 1634 nucleotides. Its product is annotated as kelch-like protein 10. Bases 68 to 1606 code for a protein of 512 amino acids. Gene Ontology annotation, molecular function: protein binding. The transcript has 4 exons. The record is from RefSeq and is a predicted model, not a curated record. Lineage: Eukaryota; Metazoa; Chordata; Actinopteri; Carangiformes; Carangidae.
AGCUCUCUUUACCCACUGGUCGACCCCAGACAGUCAGGUCUUUGACAUUCCCAAUGUGUCACCUGACAUGAUGAGGCUCAUCAUUGAGUUUGCCUACACCGGCUUUGUUCAUGUGACACAAGAGAAUAUACAAGAGCUUUUUAUAGCGGCUGACAGGUUCAAUGUAAUGGGCAUCCUGGAAGCCUGCAGUCACAUCCUGGAGGAGCAGCUGGCCCCACAGAACUGCAUAGGCAUCUGGUGGUUCACAGACCUCUAUUACUACCCCGAGCUGAGACGCAAGACCUUCCUCUACAUUCUGAAUCACUUUGAGGAGGUUGCUGCCACCUCAGAGGAGUUCCUGCUGCUCUCUGUGCAGGAACUUGCUAAAAUGAUUGAGAAUGACCAACUCAGUGUGAAGAAGGAGAAAACAGUGUUUGAGGCCAUCCUCCGCUGGAUCACCUACGCACCUGAACAACGCAGAGAAUACAUCUCUCUGCUUUUGUCCAAGGUCAGGCUGGCUUUGAUGAGUCCAGAAUACAUGAUGGAGAAUGUGACUGACAACGAAGUGGUGAAGGCGAGUGGAGAGUGUCGACAAAUUCUCCUUAAGACCAUGGAUGCCAUGCUUGAUAUCAGAACAAAGAGGUGCUCCAGCUCUAUUUCUUUUCAUUCUUUGGCUCGUCCACGCCUGCCCCCGGCAGUCCUGUUGGCCAUUGGAGGCUGGAGUGGUGGCAGUCCCACCAAUGGCAUCGAGGCGUACGAUGUCCGUGCACAGUGCUGGGUCAGUGUAACUGAUGAUGAGGAGGCUCCUCGGGCCUACCAUGGCACUGCUUUCCUCAAUGGAUCAGUGUACUGUGUGGGUGGCUUUAACGGUGUUGAACAGUUCAGCAGUAUGCACAGGUUUGAUCUGGACAUGCACACCUGGCAGGAGGUAGCACCAAUGCAUUCCAGACGGUGCUAUGUCAGCGUCACUGUGAUGGAUGGGUACAUAUACGCCAUAGGAGGUUAUGAUGGACACGAUCGACUCGAAACUGCUGAGCGCUAUCAACCUAGAACCAAUCAGUGGACUUUAAUUGCAUCCAUGCACGAGCAGAGGAGUGACGCCAGUUGCACAACCCUUCAUGGCAAGGUGUACAUUUGUGGUGGCUUCAAUGGGAACGAGUGCCUGUCAACGGCUGAAUGUUACAACCCAGAGACCAACCAGUGGACACUGAUCGCCUCCAUGGGCAACAGGCGCAGUGGAGUUGGCGUCAUGGCCUAUUCAGACCAUGUCUUUGCAGUUGGUGGUUUCAAUGGAACCAGCCGUCUGCAUACUGCUGAGGCCUACAACCCCAACAACAACACCUGGCACAAUGUGCCACACAUGAUGAACCCCCGAAGCAACUUUGGCAUCGCAGUGAUCGAUGACUGCCUCUUUGUGGUGGGGGGUUUCAACGGCUUCACCACCACCCCUGAUGUUGAGUGCUAUGAUAUGGAAACUGGUGAAUGGUCUGAUGUCUGUGACAUGGAGAUCUCCCGCAGUGCCCUGAGCUGCUGCGUGGUGUACGGACUCAACAACAUGGACGAAUAUGCUGCCACUCGUUACUCCCUGCAACUCUCAGAUGAGGAGGAUGAAGUGAUGAAGAUCUGACUAUGACUUGUAUUGUUCUGUAAAUAAA